This is a messenger RNA of Mya arenaria, 3264 nucleotides long. RefSeq lists its product as uncharacterized. Gene Ontology annotation, cellular component: extracellular region. The record is from RefSeq and is a predicted model, not a curated record. Bases 130 to 2232 code for a protein of 700 amino acids. Gene Ontology annotation, molecular function: chitin binding. Lineage: Eukaryota; Metazoa; Mollusca; Bivalvia; Myida; Myidae. The transcript is spliced from 6 exons.
UCGAAAAAGGGAACGCACAUUACCUACGUUGAUAAGAUGGCGCCGUGGCACGCGUGUAUCUGGCUGCCGUGCCUGUAACUGUUCUCCCCUUAACUCCAUUUGGCCAUAAACAAAAACAUGUAGAGUGAGAUGAUCAAAAAAUGUAAAGAUGACAAAUACCAACUACCUUUGACAACAAUAGUUUACUUAAGACUAAACGUUGCUAUGGCAGCGCGUGGCAUUAUUUUGGCUGCUCUUGGACUGUUGCUAGGAUACAAAUCUGUACAUGCGCAGACUAUCAAUAUACCAGGCACUUCAGCAGGCUCUGCAACGACCACGACACUAGACACGUACACCGCACUUGUCCCUGUAAAUAUCCGAUGUGUGAAUGAUCCCAUCAAAGGUCUGUCAUGUGCAGCCGAGUACCCGGACCAAUGUAGAGAACAAUGGAACUUCCCUAACCCCUGUACGCCAGAUAACAUUGCCAGGAACAUCACCAAGUUUGUCCAUCCUUUCGACUCUUCCAAGUUCCUUAUGUGCGGAGACUUGGGCAAACUCUAUGUCGUGCAGUGUCCGAGAUAUGAGUUGUUUCACGAGGGUUGUGGCCAGUGUGUGGGAGAGCAGGCCGGGCUUACCGCCUCCUGCGAGUUACCUCUAGAGCCAUACACAGAAAACCCGUGCACCAGACAGGCCAUCCUGGACAACAAGCUCUUUUUCCCAUUCCCCGGGAACCUGUCAAAGUUCAUUCACUGCGACAUCUGGGGAAAGGCCUGGGAGCGGAUAUGCACACCAGGAGAAGUCUGGAGUCAAUGGGCCGUAGCCUGUGUGCUCCCAAGCCUGCUUAAUCCAUGCGACCGGCCCAAUGUUGAUAUCACCUUCAUGUACCGCCAUCCUUGUGAUGCCACCAAAUACUUGCAGUGUGACGCAAGAGGCACAGCAUAUGUGGUUCCUUGCGAACUGGGAACUGCCUUCUAUGAACCUAACCAGAGGUGCGUACGUUUAGCCGACUACAGAGGCACCCUUCGUGAUAACUUCUGCGGCUAUUACACGUUCGGCUUUAGGAGGUACACAACCGUAGAUGCGCAGACUUCCGGAUCUGAUAUGGGGAGCGGCCAAAGUAUGGUAACUGUAAAUUUAUCUGGUGGAUCUGGGUCAGGAACAGGAUCAGGCUCUACGAUAGACAUGUCAGGUAACGCUGGAUUGAUGGCUGCGCUGGGUCAGCUAGGCGGGCCGAGCACAAGUCAAGGUCUUGGCUCAAUGGACAUGGGUGGUCAGGGAGCAUCUACUGGAACAGGACAAAAUCGUUUAGACAUGAAUGCGCUGUUGGCUAGUUUCGAAGCAUCUGGCAAGGGGGGACAGGGAGCUUCGAGCGGUUCUGGGAGCUCGUCGAAUGUCGGAAGCGCCGGUAGCGGUUUCAUGCAAGAAACCUCGAUGAGCUUUGGUCAGGGAUCAUCCAGCAACACGGGACAAGGAACCUCGGGUGGACAAUCAGGCGGACAGGUUUCAGUAACUACCCUAGACUUCACAUCGGGCACAGGAGGCAGCUCUAGUUCGGGUCUCGAUCUAGCAAGUUUAGCCAACUCGCUGUCUGCCCAGGGUGCUGGCUUUGACAUGUCAGGAACAGGUCAGACUACUCGCAACAUGGACCUUUCAUCUCUUGUUAACAGCCUAUCCGGAACCGCUGAUUCCUCUAUGACCGGAUCAGGAACAAAUACAGGUUCAGGCUCUGGCAGCGGAACUGGAAGUGGCUCAACAAGCUCGUCAAGAUUUUCGCAGACAUCAUUCACAGAAACCGGACCGCGCACUGGUACGAACGGAACCGGUACUUCAAUUAACGUCCAGAGUGGUCAGGCUGGAAUGGGAACCGGAAGUCCAGCUUCCAACAACGUAGACCAGCUCAACAAUGUCGUCCACGAUUGGCAAACGAGUGUAGACAUUUCCCAAUCCGGAGCACUCAACCCUGCAAGUACGGUCAACGACAUGAACCUGCAUCAGUCACAGUUGGAGUACUACGAUUUCUCAAAUAGACAAUACACAAAGCCCUGCACACCGGAAAACUUGAAGGCAGGACGCUUGUAUUUCAUGGUACGAAAUAACUCCCAACAGUACAUCCAAUGCGAUACUAAUGGCUAUAUGCAUUUGCGAUACUGUUCAACUGUCGCUUCAAUACCCUCAUAUUUUGACAUUUGGGCUUCAGUUUGCGUCGAUGGACCCAUCCAUGUAGACAACCAGGUAUCAAAAAUGGGAAAAUAGGCGCUUAGAAUUCACGGGACAUCGUUAUGCAUGAGUGUAUAUCUUCAUUAAUUAGUCUUUAUGGUCGAGUGUGAUUUGUUCAUGAAUAGUAUACCUGACUCCGAUACCAUUUGUAACCAUGUAAGGUCAUAAUCGUGAUGAAUUUUGAGUAUUUUGUAUGCAUCAAUUAAAGCAUUCGACUGACAGUGUAGAUUAAAACAUUAUAAAGUUCAUAACUUUUAUCUGCGUUCGGAAUAUAUGAGUAUGAAUCAUAAUCUGCAGUGAAUAGUGAAAAAAGAUGAUCAAUUAGUUCGCGAUACAGCAAAUUAAAAAAAAAACACACACUAAAUAAAUCAGUUAAUGGUCCAUCAUUAAGCUAUGUUUGAUCAUUGGCGCUAAGGUCACAGUUCUGGAAAAUGCUCUGUCAAGAGGUGAGCAGCGAAUCCAUCAUAUUAUAAAAUGACGAUGAUACAGGCAAUAUUUGCAUAAUUAUAUCCCGGAUAAUGUGGUUUCAACUACUUUAAGUAUAUGUUUAACGAAUAAGUAUUAAUGGCUUUAUAUUAAUCAUGAGUAAUUUUUGAACGCAGACCUCCCUUUGCUCGGAAAUGUUGCCUGUCAUUAUUAAAAUGAUUGAUUAACUUCGAAAUAUAUACUAAAAUGUCCUUAUAAGCAUUUGAUUUAUCGACUCCACACAUAACCCGUUUUAUAUUCAGUCAAAUGUGAGGAGCUCAUAACUUUCAAUAUUUAUAUACUUAUCAUUCUUACGAUGUGUACCUAUAUUUCAUAAACGAAGCCUCAAGGACAUUUUUUUUAUUUCUAAAAUAACAAUACCAAUAACAAAGUACAGUUGAAUCCCGUUGACUCGAACUCCCAGGAACCGACGAAAAUACCUCAAAGUUCGAACCAAGCGGUUCAGUUUAAAGAAAUGGGUCAUUAACAUCCAGUUCGAGCCAACGAGGAAUUCGAAUCAGUUAGACUGUACAUGCUAUACACGAAUAAAGAUUAUGGCGUAGUAGGUUAUACAUGUAUGUUUAAAUUUGUGAAUAAACUGGA